CAGAAGGACCGCAGCUAGCCGACGGCAAGCGUGCUUGAAGAAGAAAAGUCGUUUUUCUUUUUUUGGAAUUGUAACGAACAAAAAGAGUGCUCGUCCUCGUUCCCGUUUACUUCUGACUUUCGACUCCAACACUUUAUCACUUUUUAAAAGAAGAACGGAGCUGAAACGUUGUUUAUUAACAUGAAGAGGAAAGUUGCGCAGAGCAGCUGCAGCACGGAGGCGUCCUCCGACUACCAAGUGGGUCAGGUGUCGGGCAGUUUGCUCCAGAACAGUUGUGCGGCUUCUGGCUCGCUUUCGGCUCUCUUCGGCACCACCGCGCCGACAGUAAGCGGCGCCCUCUUUAAACCCGCCCCGCAGCUUCCACAGCUCGGCGAGCGGUCGGAAGCUCCAGAGGUCAAAGUUGAAGCUGGCGAGAAGCAGAAACGGAAGAAAAAGCCCAAGGUGAAAACGGAAGCUGAGCAGAAGCUGGAGAACAGGGAGGUCAGCCUGCAGAACGCAGACGAAGAUGAGAGAGCACCGGCCAAUAAGAAGCGCGGCGCGUGGGAGGCGGGGCUCGAGAAGGGGGCGGAGCAUUGGGUUCUCAAGAGGCAGCGGAGGCGGCAGGAAAAGCAGGAAGAACAAACCAAGAACCGGAGGACGGCCUUCGUGGGAAAUCUGCCCAUCAACUGCACCAAGAAGGCGCUGCUCGGCAUGUUCCGGGCCGACGGCACCAUCGAGUCGAUCCGGUUCCGCUCCAUGGUGCGAGAGGAUCCGGCUAUGUCGCGCAGAGUCGCUGCCAUCAAGCGCCAAGGUCACCCGCUGAAGCAGAGCAUCAACGCCUACGUUGUCUUCAAGGAGCCACAAGGGGUCGCCAAAGCACUGCGGAGGAACGGCAUGGCGAUCGAGAAGGAUUUCAUCAUCCGCGUGGACAGAGUGAGCGCCGAGAGGGCGAAAAGCCACGACCACAAGCGCUCCGUGUUCGUGGGGAACCUCGACUUCGAGCUGAAAGAGUUGGCGUUGCGGCGACACUUCGAGGAAUGCGGCGUCGUGGAGGCCGUCCGACUGGUGCGCGACCGCAAUACGGGACUGGGAAAAGGCUUCGGUUACGUCCUCUUUGAGAGUAUCGACGCGGUCCAGCUGGCGCUGAAGCUGGAGGGCUCGAAGCUGGAGGGUCGGCCCGUUAGGGUGAAACGGUCCACCGAGAAGGAGCGGAGGAGCGCCGCCCCGAGGAGAACGGCAGCCGCGGGGAACCAGGGCAAAGGUCACCGCUCGACAAACUUCAAAGGCGAGGUGGCCCGCCCCAAUCAAAAAAACAAAAAGAAAACUACCAAGAAGAAGGUGAAGAAGAGCAGGAAAAACGUCCACAUAUGACUCGGAACUGUGUCGAAGUGAAAUGAGGAGCGUCGAUUUUCAAAAGUCUUUUGCUGCCAUCCUUUUGAGGGGCACCGAUUACUGUCGUUACCAUUAGUGACAAGGACAUUUUUGAUUUUGCCGUCACAUAGUUUGCAAAUCAAAAUAAUUGUCACGUUUUACUUGCCCAAUAAAAUCCGAUCAAACGCGCGCGCACUCGUGUUGUCCAGUCAAUGUCGGUGUGUGUCGUUAGCGUGGCAACGCACAGAGUUAACAAAAGACGUCUCGUGCGCUUCAGUGUUCCCAAUUCCAAUAAAGCAAACGUCAAGAGAAACGGUCUACAAUGAUUUGCAAAUCCUUUUCAAGCUCUGUUCAAAGUUCAAAGUGAUGAAGGCGAUUGUUUUUUUGCGAAUUUUCUCUCCUUUUGAAUGUGAAGCCUGCAACACGGCGGCGUCGCUGCUGCAAUAUGGCGUCAUCGUUUUUGCACGGUAGAGAUUUAACUUGCAUUUGUAGAGUGUCUCAAGUGUUCCUGGGCCCUUGACGCGAUCCUGGAUUUUAUGGCAGUGCCGCCUGAGGGGUCGAAGGUCACGAGCAUUCCGUGUUGCUUUUGGGCCUUGCGGCUUACGUGCAGAGGUUUCUCCAGAUUUUCUGAACCUUUUGAUGAUAUUAUGGAGCGCGGAUGAUGAAAUCCUAAAUUCCUUGCAAUUGUACGUUGUUAAUCACGCUCUUCAUUUACAGUUGCAACUUACCGAGCACAGUAGAUCUAUAAACUAUAGGUACCUUUGAUAAAGCAAAGUAUUUCGAAAGCCUUUUAAAUUUCCAUAUCCAUCUGGUAAUCUUGAAAGGCUCAAUUGACUCAUCACACCUUCCACACUCGUGGGAACUUUCCAGAACGAGAGUGCAGUUAUUGACAGAGUGAAAUGAAACAAAAUGACAGUUAAUGUAGGAGCUAUGUCUAUUAAGGACAUACAGACCUGCAGUAAGUGCAAAAUAGAAACUUACAUGAGCUGCUAACUUAAUAGUCACCCAGUAGCUCGCCAUAAAAAGCUGAAAACACAAAACGACGAUUCUGUGAUGUCGCCAUUCGUCAGCGCUAGCUAACAAUGAGCAAGCGCUCUCCAACUCCUAGCUUGUAGCCUUUCCUGUCGGGGUCAUCGCCACAGCGAGUCCCUUGCACGAUUCGUUUGUCUGAUGUGAAAAACCAACCAUUUUUCUCUGGGCUUUCAUAAACCCAUGUCCCGAUUAACUUCACGAACGUGUUUUUAAUAAAACACUUUCACAUGAAAUGACUCAACAAUACCGAGUGCCUAUGGGUGUUUGUUUGACGGCGGGCCUUUUUGUGUUCUUGAUGUAAAAUUGAAAGAGAGAAAAAUCGAAAUCGUUUUUUCAAUAACCAGCAGUGGGCGUGCUGUCUAAAAUUGCAUGUUAAUAUUGGUAUAUUUUGACACUUUCUUGGAGCGGUUUUAUGGUGGUAUUUGUCCCUACACGGGGUUUGGAUAGAUGAAGCUCGAGCUGCUAUAACGGUGUAAU
This is a messenger RNA of Phycodurus eques (leafy seadragon), 2859 nucleotides long. RefSeq names its product RNA binding motif protein 34 (gene rbm34). Gene Ontology annotation, molecular function: RNA binding. The record is from RefSeq and is a predicted model, not a curated record. Bases 181 to 1350 code for a protein of 389 amino acids. Lineage: Eukaryota; Metazoa; Chordata; Actinopteri; Syngnathiformes; Syngnathidae. The transcript has 11 exons.